Messenger RNA from Pyrus x bretschneideri (Chinese white pear), 1006 nucleotides. RefSeq lists its product as uncharacterized. Bases 147 to 779 code for a protein of 210 amino acids. The record is from RefSeq and is a predicted model, not a curated record. NCBI's taxonomy places the organism in Eukaryota, Viridiplantae, Streptophyta, Magnoliopsida, Rosales, Rosaceae. The transcript has a single exon.
UCAUGGGCUCGAACCAACAAAAACAAAUCUUCUAAAUUUCAAUCAUCUCUCUCUCUCUCUCUCUCUCUCUCUCUCUCUCACAGCCAAAAAAACCUCUCUCUCUAGACAAAAAAAACCCUAUCUUUCUCUAUCAUCCAAUUAUACAAAUGGAAGUAGAGCCAAGCCCACCAGUUGUGGCAAAGAAAUUGUGGAACUUAGUACGCAUAAUGUUCUUCAUGUUGCGCAAAGGCUUAUCCAAGAGCAAGCUUAUUGUCGACCUCCAUUUGAUGCUCAAACGUGGCAAGGUAGCAGGCAAGGAAUUAGCCAACAACCUCAUGCUCCACCACACCUCCGCCUUCAGCUGCCGCUCAAACGACGCUGUCUCCUUCGUCACUCCCCGAGAGUACGAGUUCAGCUGCAGCAACAGCCCCGCCAUUCACAACCCUUUUCAUUUCAACAAGCGCAACAAACACCACCACCACUAUUUUCCCAAAUCAACCAGUGCGUACCAAUACGACGACGUUAGCACUAUGAGUGCAGUUCAGAAGGUGCUUGAGAUGUUGAACAAUGAGAUGGCGGUGGAGGCCUCGCCGCUUGUGACAUUGCCAGGGUUUGGGAAGAGCCCUAUGGUGAGGCAGCUGAGGAUAACGGACUCCCCGUUUCCGUUAAAGGACGAAGGUGAUAGCCAGGUGGACAAGGAAGCUGAGGAGUUUAUUAAGAGAUUUUACAAGGAUCUCAAGUUGCAGAAACGAUCGGCUGCCCUCGAAUCUCCGUCAUACCGUGCCAUGCGCGGUCGAUGAGAGAAUGGGCACAAAAUUUAAUUUCAACUCGGUUAAUUAAUUCCCUUGAGUACUGCAUGGUUAAUUUGUUUUUGAGCUAUCAGCUUUGUCAUUUGCACAUAAAGGGUAAUAUUUCCACACACACACACACACAGAAUUUUUGUAUGUGCCAGUUAUUAUGUAACAUCGCUCAAUUUAUAUAUGUAUAACUGAAGUCUGAAUGCAUACUGUGAGGAAGAAGUUUUAUA